Cicer arietinum (chickpea) is the source of this 2138-nucleotide messenger RNA. RefSeq lists its product as uncharacterized. The record is from RefSeq and is a predicted model, not a curated record. Lineage: Eukaryota; Viridiplantae; Streptophyta; Magnoliopsida; Fabales; Fabaceae.
AGAAGAAGAAAAAGGACAAAGAGCAAAGAAGAAGCGAAGCAGAAGGGAAAAAGAGAAGAGAAGAGAAGUUGCCAUCACAGUCAUCAUAGCAAUAGAAAUAGAAAAAGCUGAAAAGCUACUUAAAAUAAAAUCACGGUUAGAACCACACCACCGUUAACAGUUCCGUUAUAACAGUUUCCAUCAAUCUUAUAACAAAGUUAACAGACACCACGUCAUAUUAAUCGCCGUUCAUUUCUUCUCUUUCAUUCUUUUUGAAGACGAUGACCGCUCCAAAAUAAUUUUUCCUUUUUUCUCUCAAUUUCUAAUUUCCAAAAGGAAGUAGAUUACAGUUUUUGGUUGGGAAUUAAGGUGGCUUUUGAGUCUUCUGUUGUAAUAUCUUGGUAUCAUGGGUUCAGCUUGUUGUGUUGCUGCAAAAGAUCGUAGAGAUCUUGAAAGUGUGCAUAGAGAUGUUGUAUGUUCGCCAUCAUGGAGCUUUCGAUGGGAUAGUCGGGGGCGUGUUACUGGUGAAAUUGAGAAUCCUUCCUAUCACACGUCUCAUGUAGUAAGCAGAAAUCUCAGCAUGGAGUUUAAAGGCUCAUUAAGUACUGAAAGAGGUAAUUUAUCUGAUGGGGGAAGCAUCCUGGACAAUUCUGCAACUCCUGUUUCCCUGAAGUCUCCUGUCGACGAGGCAUUGGCUGCAAAUAUGAUGACACCAUCUUCUGAUCUGUCCAUGUCAAGCAAUUUUUCUACAGUGGUGAAGAAUCCGGGAGAAUCUUCAAUACCAAAUCAUUCAUUUUCAAUACCUUCAGUUUUCUCAACACCUACACCGGAUCCUUUAUCUAAUCAUGAUUAUCAUCAUCUUUCCAAUUCUACCCCAACUAGAUGGGCACAUCGAUCUCUGGGGCACCCACUGUUGAGACAGAUUUCUGAUAAUCAGAUCAUGGGUCUGAAAUCACCAGACAGCUCAAUUUUUGAAGGAAGGGUGUCAUUUGUACUCUCCACUUGCAGCAAUGAAAUUGAAGCUGGAUCACAAUGUGGAUCGUCUGAUGGCUGGUCGAUGCACACCUCCGAGCUGGUUGCCUCCUGGCAAAGGGGGAGGUGGUCUUUUGACAGUGAGUGUUUAGGCUCGGGCCGUCACAAGAUAAGUGGAUCUAGUAGCAGGUUGUCAUAUUCACCUUCCAUGGAUCUACAAUCUUGUGCGGCUUGCUCUAAGCUUUUGUCUGAGAGAUCGGCAUGGAACAGCCAGAAGUUUAUUGCCAACGGUGACCUCUCAGUUGUUGCUGUACUGGUCUGUGGUCAUGCAUAUCAUGCAGAAUGCUUAGAGACUAUGACCGCAGAAGCAGAUAGCUAUGAUCCAUCUUGUCCAAUUUGUAUGGUUGGUGGCGAUAAGAACUUUUCAAAGUUGCCCAGAAAAGGUCAGACUGAAUCAGAGAUUAAAACCAAAAACCUCAAGAUAUCCAGAAAUCGUGUAGUUGAUAGCUACCUUGAUGGUGGUUUUGAUGUUUUUGAUCGCCAAAAAGAUGUUGAACCGGAAGGAAAAGUUUCGAAGAUGGAGGCUAGCUCGAGUGUGAGGAGCUCAGUUGGUAAGCCCUUUUUGAGGAAGCACUUUUCACUUGGUUCAAAGUGGAACCGAGCUCUGUCUGAGAAUGAUUCAGCCAGGAAGAAAGGCUUUUGGGCAAGAUAUCGAAAAGAUUGAGUUCAAUUUGCUAAAGUCCAGCCAGUGUGACAUGGUUCAUGUGAAUUGUAUGAAUAUGGCUCCCUUUGACAAAUGUUGGCAAUCAUAGGAAGGCAGAGGAAACAAAUACAUAUCUCUUGGGAAGAUGCUUCGCAUGUUUUAUGGUUACAGAGGCAGGUAGGCUGCUUCGUGUUACAUGCUAUACGGUCUUCUGCACUUGGCGAAAUCAUGAGGUUUAAAAAUCAUACCUCGAAAACUUAAAUAUGUUGAUCUCUUUAUAUUUUCAAAAAUGAUGACAGAAUUGUGAAAGUUUGGUCACAAGUGGAGGGGGCCUCGAGAGUAUAGCGAAUCUGAAGAUUAUCAUCAUUUGUCACAGGAACAGUGAAUGUUGUAAUUGAUAAACGUUGGUUCAAUCUGAUGCUUUUGAAUCUUGUAUGAAAGCUAGUCACUUUUUUUUAUUGCCAAGGAACAAGUGCGAUUCGAA